ACACACACACACACAGGGGGAGAGAGAGAGAGAGAGAGAGAGAGAGAGGCGACAGCAGCAGAGAAGAUAGGAGACCAUUGACGAAGCGCGAGCUCCGUUUAAACCGGGGAUUUUGGGAAUUCAUUUAAACGCACGUGCCAUUCAAUGGGACGUUUCCGGUCCUCAGUGCUUCUCUUUUACCAAUUUAGGAGGGUUUUAUUUUUUCUUUUAAUCUGAUCUGAUUAAAAGGCGGAUGAAGUGACGGGUGGCUUUACCUACAAGUGCGACACCCAAGAGAGACAAUGCUGGCCAGGAUUGUGUUCCUUUGUUCCUUUUUAGCUUGUGCUAGUUUUCAGGAGGAUGAGAGCCCUAAGGUAUCAUUUGGAGGAGCUUGUAAAAUGUUGUGCACCUGUGAGGAGAAAGAUGGAGUAUUGCACAUAAACUGCGAGGAGAGGAACAUAAACAGGAUCUCCGAAGUCCAGGUACCUUCAGAUAGACCUUUCCAUCUGAAUCUUUACAAAAACGAUAUUGUGGAGCUGCUCCCAGAGGACAUGGAGGCUUUCAGGAAUGCAGUCACAUUGCAUCUUGGUAGUAACAGCAUACAAGAGCUGGUGCCUGGAGUUUUUGGUGCACUAGGCUCCUUGAAGAAGUUGCAUAUCAACAGUAAUUUCCUGGUGAUGUUAAAGGAGGAUACUUUUCAUGGCUUGGUAAAUUUGGAAUAUCUCCAGGCGGACACGAACUUUAUCCGAGUUGUGGAGCCUGGAGCUUUCAGCAAACUUGUCCGUCUCAAAGUCCUUAUCCUCAACGACAACUCCAUUGAGUUCCUUCCCAACAACAUAUUCCGAUUCGUGCCUCUGACUCAUUUGGAUCUACGUGGAAACAAUCUGCAGACUCUCACUUACGUGGGCUUUCUGGAGCACGUUGGGCGCAUAAUUGAGCUUCUGCUAGAGGACAACGACUGGGUCUGUGACUGCCAGAACCUUCCUUUGAAGAUGUGGAUCGAGAACAUGCGAGCACAGUCGGCCAUUGGGGAAGUGGUUUGCAGUAGUCCCCAGCAUCUCAAGGGUAUCCCUCUGGCCAAAGUGAAACGGGACGUAUUGUGCCCAUCCCAUGCGGAUAUAAACUUUGAGGAGCCAUCCAAAUCUCUGGACAUGGUGGUCACCCCUUCCACAAAGGUGGUCCAAAUACCAGACCCAAGAAAUGAUGCAAAGAUCCCCUCACCUUCUCAUGUCCCAAAGACAUCCUGUGCAUCACAGUGUUCUUGUCAUAACCAUUCCAGUGCUGGGUUCCUCAUCCACUGUGAGGAUCGAGGCAUCCAGAGGAUAUCAGAUCUUGGAAUUUUUCAGCAAAGCCCGAGUAAGCUUGUUUUAACUGGAAACAUGAUAGAGAGACUUCUAAAAUAUGAUUUCGUCACCUAUGACAGUUUGGAAUUGCUGAAUCUGGCGAACAACCAAAUAAACUAUAUAGACAAUGAAACUUUCCUGAGUUUGAGCAAUCUUAAAAAGCUGUACCUAAAUGGUAACAGGAUAGAGAAGAUUACUGCAACUAUGUUUGUGGGCCUCCACAAUCUGGAAUACUUAUACUUGGAAUAUAAUGCAAUUAGGGAGGUUGAGGCAGGAUCAUUCAAUCCUUUGACAAACCUAAAGCUCCUAUUCUUAAACAACAACCAGCUCAGUGCUCUACCAGCACAGAUAUUUAGAAAUGUGCCCUUGACCAAAUUGAAUUUGCGAAACAAUCUAUUCAUGCACCUGCAGGUCAGCAAUGUGUUGGAGCAGCUUGAUUUCCUGGAACAGAUUUACCUUGAGGACAAUCCUUGGGACUGCACAUGUGAUCUGGUCAGUAUGAAGCAAUGGUUGGAGAAGCUGAGAAAGAAUACAGUGGUGGGCUCCAUCAUGUGCCACAGUCCCAAAAAGGUGGUGAAUGCUGAGGUCAGGAACCUUAAGCAUGAUGUUCUUUGCCCUGGUUUGGUCACCCAUAACAUCCUGCCUUCAAGUGAAUUGGGGGUUGUAACAACAGUAGCACCAGAAGGAGGCAUAAACAGCUUCUUCCGAUCCCUAACAGAUUCAGUUCCUCUUUCUGUCCUCAUCCUCUGCCUUCUUAUUCUCUUCCUUACCAUAAUCUUCUGCUCUGCUGGGAUCAUCGUCUUCGUCUUGCACCGCCGGCGCAGGCAUUCAAAGAAAAAGCAAGCUGAGGAACAGCCUCGUGAAAACAGCCCAAUCCACCUGCAUUACAGCAUGUAUGGACAGAAAACAACUCAUCACUUGGCUGAGAGGCAUGACACAAACAUGUACGAUGAACCUUCCCGAAGUCCCAUCAUUCAGGUUUGCAGGAACCCCAGCUAUUGUUCACAGCACAAAGAAUAUGACCCAGAGGAUUACGACACAGAGAAACCAAAUCGGCUUCACCACAGCAUCAUGGAUAAGGAGAACGGCUCCCCCCUUACAGGGUCAAUGAAGUACAAGACGGUGUCCCAUGAGUAUCCUUCUGAUUUUGUUUCUUUGGGUGACAAGGGAUCUUUGUACAAAAACAUCCUGGAGCGGGAACGUGAACUCCAACAACUUAGCAUCACAGAAUAUCUCAGGAAAAACAUCUCGCAGCUACAGGACGUGCAAGUCCCCAGGCAACAUCAGGAGCUCAAACUGAUGGAGACCCUUGUGUACACCAGGCCAAGGAAGGUUAUGGUGGAGCAGACUAAAAACGAGUAUUUUGAACUGAAAGCUAAUCUACACGCCGAACCGGAUUACUUGGAGGUACUUGAACAUCAGACAACUUUUAACUGAGAUGCAGCACACUGUAACACUUUAAUAUCAGACCUGCUUUGAGAGAUAAUACCCAAAGUGCCUUGAUGAGUUUUAAGCAGACAUGAAGUGCAGCUGCUGAUCUUUGUGAAUGUGGUCAUUUAGGGGAAUGCAGUGGAGUGUGCAUUACUGAACAGGAACCUUGACCUACAUUUCAUAAUUUAAUGUCAAAUGAGGACAUUGGCUAUUCUGUUGAGUCUUGACAAUUUGCCAUAAAUAUCAUGUGCCAUUUGUCAAAUGCAGCCACUUUCAGUCAGGUUUUCAGUUCUUCCUUUGGGGGGAACCCUUAAAGAUUCUAUGUAAAAUCAUACCUUACUCCAGAGACAGAGUCGAGGCAUUACACUACAUGGAGACGUUAACCAGGACGAAUGUGGUUCUGAUUGGACCAAUCAGUAUUCGUAACUGCUUCUAGCUUUGCCCCAUGUCCCAACCUGACUCACAUGCUAUCUGGGCAAGCAAGAGAGAUAACAAAAUUUUGCAUGGGUACAGCAUGUACAGCCAAUGGCAAAGCACUAUAACUGAACAAGUUUACCAUUGGCUGUACCCACCGUACUCUUAAAGGUUCUUUGGUUGUCCUUCCUGGGGAACCAUUAAUGGUUCCAUCUAGAACCCUACAACAAAGCAGAAAGGAUUCCAAGGAUUCCACUUUAUGGAAGUUAAAACCCAUAAUUGCUUAAUAAAUCAUCAAUCAUGUACAUUUUAAUGUAGGGUACACACUACAAAUUAUUGUCCAUUAUUUUUUUCUUAAUACCUUGAACCUACUUGGUGCUUAACAUACAGCUUUAGCUAUUUUGGUACCUGGUAUACUCUUAAAACAAGGUUUUUCAGACCUUCUGUAUAGGUUCUGUAUAGGAUCAUUUGAUAAUUAAGGGUUGUCAGCCUCCUAAGAGGGAUCUAUUGUAUGGAGCCAAACAUGUCUUAAGGCUGUUCAGUUGUGGUGCGUUUACACAGGAUGUACCAGCCACGCCUGUGCAAAAUUUUCUUUUGCUUGCCCUGUUACCAUGUGAGCCAAGUCAGGACAUGUGGGUGGAGCUAAAACUAGUGCAACCCAUUGGUGGGUCAAAAAUCUUUGUAAUGGGGAACAUCAGGAUACAUAUAUGCACUUUGUUACCAAGCCGUGCUGUCCUUUUUGGUGGAAAAGUGCACUUAAAAUCUAAAUAACUUUGUCUUCCAUGCAGUGGGUGUUAAUGGUCCUCAAGUUAGUUUCUAAUUGGCCGUUGGAGGGCUUUUGGUUGGUGGACUGUUUCUUAUUAUACACUGCUGUAUGGUACCUCCUCAUACCAUCAGCAUGUUCCUAUGUUGGUUAUUUUCUUGGCUAGAGUGGUGCCAAUACUUUGUGCAGAGGAACAGGUGACCUAUGCAGACGGUGCACAUGAUACAUUUUCAGCUUUGUGUCUUUUUUUAAUAUGUCUUCUGUGCAUUUUCCAUAAAGUUGUAUUUAUUUAUUUCUGACAUUUUUUGGGGCAACAAAAAAAGUUUCUAUCCAUAACAUUUUUAUCUGUUGCAUCUCAUCACAAUCAUAGUCCCAGCAUUUACUGCAGGUCAUAAUUUUACAGACAAAAAAAAAAAAAAAAAAAGAAUUGCACUACUCAAAAUGCCAUUUAAGAGAUGGCACUUGACAAUCAAGUGUAGCUACUGGUGUGUACGAGCUUGAUGUAUACAGAUUUUUUUUCCUUUUGAUUUUCAUUACUCUACAUAGUAUAGCGAACUCUUUUGUAUCAGCAUGAUAAAUAAUUAUGCAGGUUGGUUUGAAAGGAUUCGCUGUAUGUAAGAGCACCAUAGCUUUAUUUUGUACUGAUGUAGAUCAGAGUUUAUUUAUUCUGUAUAUAUUUGUACAUAACAGAAGUUUUCUAUGUAUGUGUGCCUUUUGAUGUUGCAAUGAUGGAUGUAAAUAAAGGUAACAGUAUAGUGUACAGUAAAAAUUUGCAUUGACAUAA
Ictalurus punctatus (channel catfish) is the source of this 4714-nucleotide messenger RNA. It is a transcript of the gene slitrk6, whose product is annotated as SLIT and NTRK-like family, member 6. The coding region runs from base 282 to 2759 and encodes 825 amino acids. Gene Ontology annotation, molecular function: protein binding. The record is from RefSeq and is a predicted model, not a curated record. Gene Ontology annotation, biological process: regulation of presynapse assembly; axonogenesis; positive regulation of synapse assembly. NCBI's taxonomy places the organism in Eukaryota, Metazoa, Chordata, Actinopteri, Siluriformes, Ictaluridae. Gene Ontology annotation, cellular component: membrane. The transcript has 2 exons.